GUGAGUCGGUGGCUUGAGGGUUAAGAAUAGCUGAUGCGCGCAGCGGUGAAUGAAGUGUCGGUUUUCAGCGCAAACUCCUCCUCUACGGACAGACUGCGCUUUUCUUCCACUUCAACAACCAAGUAGUUCUCGGAGCGCAUUCCCCGGCAGCAAUGUGGAUGGAAGAGGCGACCCGUUGAUUGAAUCUUUUUUUUAUUUUGGUUCUUUUUUUUAUUUUAAACAAAAAACACACUAGUUUUCUUUUCCUUUAUUGUGCGUUUUUUUAAAACAAACUUUGUGAUUGUCGUGUUUUUUUUUCUUCUUUCUUGAAUUAGGAAAAGUGUUUCUGUUUGAAAAGAAAGUCGGAGUUUUUCCUCACUUUUUUCCGCUUCCGUCUUGUUUUGUCACACAUGGAUGUCAGAAGAUGAGAUCAGACGUGUUGCUCGCUCUUGACUAGGCUCCCCGACGCUUGGGUUGUUUCUGUAGAGGAGAGAGAAAGCCCCGACUCUUCAGGAGCACGCAGAUCCACGCAAGGACCGCAAAGUUGUCCACGAGCUGCGGAGGAGGCGAAAGUUUGGCAAAGCUGCAGCGCGCACGGUUCCAAACGUCACACUUCCACCGAUAUUUGAGGCUGUGGAUUUAGGAACGCGCCAUGGACCGAGAAUUGAGGAUGGAACUGGAGUUUUGAAACAUGAACUGUUUCUUGUAGUUACUUCACUGCACCAGUUUGGACUGAAACGAAAGAGAGGGAAAAAACUGUUGUCGAGUGUUUAUUUUGUAUUUUUGGUCUUGUUUGAGCUGAUCGACUGGUGUGCAAACAUGCCUCAACUGAACGGAGGCGGCGGGGAUGACUUAGGGGCCAACGAUGAAAUGAUCCCCUUCAAAGACGAAGGGGAGCAGGAGGAAAAGAUAUCCGAAAACGUUUCCGCGGAGAGGGACUUGGAUGAUGUGAAGUCGUCCCUCGUGAACGAGUCGGAAAACAACAGCAGCUCGUCUGACUCCGAGCACGCAGAGAGGCGCCCCCAAACCAGACCAGACUCAGAAAGUUAUGAGAAAACAAGAGAGUACUUCAGUGAAGCGCUGAGGAGACAGCAAGAUGGUGGCUUCUUUAAGAGUCCCCACUACCCUGGCUAUCCGUUCCUCAUGAUCCCAGACCUCACCAAUCCAUACCUAUCCAACGGCUCACUGUCUCCCGGUGCAAGAACAUAUCUGCAUAUGAAGUGGCCCCUCCUGGAUGUUCCCAGCUCUGCAGGAAUAAAAGACUCCCGUUCUCCAACACCAGGACAUUUAUCCAAUAAAGUCCCUGUGGUACAGCAUGGCCACCAUGUGCACCCGCUGACACCUCUCAUCACCUACAGCAACAAUGAACACUUUUCCCCCGGCACGCCGCCUUCACAUCUCUCACCAGAGAUCCUCGACCCAAAGACAGGUAUCCCUCGGACGCCUCACCCAUCAGAGCUUUCUCCAUACUACCCCCUGUCUCCCGGUGCUGUCGGUUCCAUUGCACACCCUUUGAGCUGGUUCAUGCAACAUCAGGGCCAGCCCAUGUACUCCAUCCCUCCGGGGGGAUUCCGUCACCCCUAUCCAGCAUUGGCGAUGAAUGCAUCCAUGUCCAGCCUAGUGUCCAGCCGUUUCUCGCCGCACAUGGUGACUCCUCCUCCACACAGUCUCCACCAAACCGGCAUUCCCCAUCCUGCCAUCGUCUCGCCGGCCAUCAAACAGGAGCCCAGCGGAGACAACAUCAGCCCCUCCAUGCACGCGAAGUCCCCUGUUCCUGCCAAGAAGGAGGAGGACAAGAAGCCACAUAUCAAAAAGCCCCUGAAUGCUUUCAUGUUAUAUAUGAAGGAGAUGAGAGCCAAAGUGGUGGCAGAGUGCACUCUGAAAGAGAGUGCCGCAAUCAACCAGAUCCUUGGGAGAAGGUGGCAUUCUCUGUCAAGAGAGGAGCAAGCCAAAUACUAUGAGCUGGCCAGAAAAGAACGACAACUCCACUCCCAACUUUAUCCUGGAUGGUCAGCAAGAGAUAACUACGGAAAACGGAAAAAGAGGAAGAGAGAGAAUAAACCAGACUCAAAACCAGAGGACUUCUCAAUAAGGAGUAAGAAGCAGUGUGUGCAGUACCUGCCCUCAGAGAAGAUGUGUGACAGCCCAACAUCCUCUCAUGGAAGCAUGCUGGACUCACCUGCCACUCCUUCUGCUGCCUUGGCCUCCCCCGCUGCCCCCGCCGCCACUCACUCGGAGCAGGCCCAGCCCCUAUCGCUCACCACCAAGCCGGAGGGACGCAUGCACCACCACUUCUCUCUGCCAGGGAAGGCCUCUGGAUCCACUUCCUCCUCCUCUUCCUCCUCCCAGCCCGCCGUCUCUAUCCCCUCUGGCACCUCAGGUAGCCAGUCGUCCACACCCAUCCUCACCCGGCCAAUCCCCUUCACCUCUCUACACCCCUCCAUGCUCUCCCCACCCUCCCCGUUCCAUCAGGCAGCCCUGCACUCCCAUCAUUCCCUGUUCCAGUCACAGCCCCUCUCUUUGGUCACUAAACCCACUGAGUGA
Molecule: messenger RNA, 2523 nt
Organism: Oryzias latipes (Japanese medaka)
Lineage: Eukaryota; Metazoa; Chordata; Actinopteri; Beloniformes; Adrianichthyidae
Gene: tcf7l1b
Product: transcription factor 7 like 1b
Biological process (GO): generation of neurons; regulation of transcription by RNA polymerase II; canonical Wnt signaling pathway
Cellular component (GO): beta-catenin-TCF complex; chromatin
Molecular function (GO): DNA-binding transcription factor activity, RNA polymerase II-specific; RNA polymerase II cis-regulatory region sequence-specific DNA binding
Source: RefSeq, a predicted model, not a curated record